AUGGGCGGCGGCCGCCUCUCCUGGGGUCUGCUGGGGCUGGUGCUGGGGCUGGUGGCCGGGAAGGCGGGCGGCGGGGGCGCGGGGGGCGCGGGGCAGCCCCCCGCCGGGGGCUCGGACCCCUGGGCGUCCGGCCCCCCGGCCCCCGGCCGCCGGCGCCUGGCGCUGGGCGCGGCCGGGCGGGACGUGGUAGCUGUCCACAUGCUUCACCUCUACGACCGCUACACCCGCCAGGGAGGGCCGCCCGGACACGGAAACACCGUCCGCAGCUUCAAGCCCAGAGCCGAAAUAGUUGGCCAGAAGACCGUGUAUCAUUUCAACUUGACCUCCAUGCAGGACUCAGAAAUGGUUCUCGCUGCCACAUUCCACUUCUACUCCGAUCAACGCCUGCGGUCUCGAGAGGCGUUCUGCAAGCGGUCCAAGAACUCCUCCUGUCGCCUCCUCCACCCGGCCCAGCUCUCCCGGGCCAACCUGGUGUUCCGCAGUGCACCCCAGAAUGCUGCUUUCGGGGUGGUCAAGGGCAAUGUGACAGUUUACCCCCACCGGCGGGGAGCCUGGCAGGCCAGGGAUAUUUCCCCCAUCAUCAAGGAAGCCAAAUGGGAUGGGGAGCUCCUUCUCUUGGCCGAGUUCGAUUGGGGGGAGAGAGAGCGAGUCUUCCAUGAGCCGGACUCCAGCGACCUGCCCUACAUCCUGGUCUACGCCAAUGACCUGGCCAUCUCUGAGCCCAACAGCGUGGCAGUGACCCUCCAGAGGUACGACCCCUUCCCGGCCGGCGACCCGGACCCCAGCCGCUCGCCCAACGCAUCCAGCGACACCCGGGUGAGGAGGGACACGUACGUGCCUGGAUCCAUCCAGGACAAUGAACUGCCGGAGGACGACUACAACCCCCACCAUCCUCACGGCCCCCACCACCCCCUCGGCCCCCACGGCCCCCAUCACCACCACUAUCACAAACAUGACCUGUGGGAGAGUGCUUACAAGGCCCUCAAACCCAAAUCUCCCCGGAAGGACAGGAGAAAAAAGGGACAAGACAACCAUGAGAUGCUGACUAAAUCUCAGAUGUUGAAUUUCGAUGAAAAAACGAUGAAAAAGGCCAGGAGAAAACAGUGGAACGAGCCCAGAAUCUGCUCCCGCCGAUACCUGAAAGUUGAUUUUGCCGACAUCGGGUGGAAUGAAUGGAUCAUAUCCCCAAAAUCCUUCGAUGCCUAUUACUGUGCGGGGGCUUGUGAGUUCCCGAUGCCCAAGAUUGUUCGACCAUCAAAUCACGCCACAAUCCAGAGUAUAGUAAAAGCAGUGGGAAUAAUUCCAGGAAUUCCAGAACCCUGCUGUGUUCCUGAUAAAAUGAACUCCCUCAGCGUGCUUUUCUUGGACGAGAACAGAAAUGUGGUUUUAAAGGUGUAUCCCAAUAUGUCAGUGGAGACUUGUGCGUGUCGAUAAGUGUAAGGGACUGUACCUUUUACGAGAUCAAAGGGUUGCGGAGGGGCGGGGGGAGGGAGAGGGAGAGAGCAGGAAAAUCCCUAACUUGGCUACAGUACAUUAUUUUACACUGGGAAAGUUGUGCAUGAGAAAUGAAUUUGACUGUAUUUAUGAAUGCAGGUCCAAAGUGAAAUGAAGAAAGACUUUAAACAGACCAACACUUUUUAGAGGGAAUUCUCUUCUACUGUAGUGAUCAUUUUGGGGGUAUAUGAGAACUUAUGAUUUAGCUUCCUCUGGAGAUUUCAAAUGCAGGUAAAUCCCAUUUUACUCUUUUUAGGAAAGGACUCGAAUAUUUGGCUCGUUUUUAUGGUUUAACAUCAUUUCUCUUAUGCUGAGUCUGCCACAAACUUUAGAUUGAAAAGGGAAAUUGGAAUUGCUUGACAUAUUCUAGAGCUAUUUUAUCCUUUCAUCUCAUAAACUGGGAAAUGGACUAUGUAAAACCAUAGGAUAUCAAUUCUGUGCAAAUGAAAAGUUUUUUGUGUUUUUUUAUUAAAUACUCACGUUUUAUUUUAAUCCACAUAUUUAUACUGAAAAAGAAGGCUGUAAUAAAGGGCUUAAAUGUAUAUUUUCCUUGGAGUUCAAAUGUAGUGCACUGUAUAAGCUUUUAUAUAUAUAUAUAUAUAUAUAUACAGUAUGUUAAUAUAACCAAUUUGUGGUUACCUUUUCCUAAUAUAUAUUUUGUUUUACAAAAUGAGGGUAUGUACCCCAAAGAGUUGUCUGUUGCUGAAUAAUUUUGAGUUGUUAAACCUAUGUAUUCUUGGAAUAACACAUAUAGUAAUAUGUUUAAAUACUAAAAUAAAAUAACCAAGAUUUAUAUUUUUGUAAAUUAAACUUUCUAUACUGUAGAUGGAUUAUGUAAUGUGCUCUUACAAAAGUUAAUAAAUGAAAGGUACAGAAGUAUCUUUAAAACCUGAA
Molecule: messenger RNA, 2388 nt
Organism: Ornithorhynchus anatinus (platypus)
Lineage: Eukaryota; Metazoa; Chordata; Mammalia; Monotremata; Ornithorhynchidae
Gene: GDF10
Product: growth differentiation factor 10
Exons: 3
Coding region: 1-1434 (477 amino acids)
Biological process (GO): BMP signaling pathway; SMAD protein signal transduction; osteoblast differentiation
Cellular component (GO): extracellular region
Molecular function (GO): growth factor activity; cytokine activity
Source: RefSeq, a predicted model, not a curated record